AUGGGAAAGUCAAAUUCCAAACUAUCGGAUGAUCAGAUCAAGACCCUGUGCCAGCAAACAUAUUUCGAUCGAAAAGAACUCCAGCAAUGGUACCGAGGCUUUAUAAAAGACUGUCCGAGUGGCCAAUUAGGCAAGGACGAAUUCCAAAGAAUCUACAAAACAUUCUUCCCAUUCGGAGACUCGAGCUCGUUCGCGGAAUAUGUAUUCAAUGUGUUCGAUGAAAACCACAACGGUGUCAUUGACUUCAGAGAAUUUAUCGUCGCUCUCAGUAUAACGAGUCGAGGGCAAUUGGAUGAGAAGCUCGUGUGGGCAUUCCAACUAUACGAUAUAAAUCGAGACGGAUUCAUCACAAAAGACGAAAUGUUGGCCAUUGUCGAAGCUAUAUACAAGAUGGUUGGAGGAAUUAUGGAAUUACCAGCUGAUGAAUCGACUCCGCAAAUGAGAGUACAAAAGAUAUUCGACCUCUUUGAUACAGACGGAGACUCAAAAAUCACACUUGAUGAAUUCAGAGAAGGCAGCAAAAAGGACCCGUCUAUAGUGACGGCAUUGAGUCUAUACGACGGUCUGGUAUAG
This is a messenger RNA of Synchytrium microbalum, 573 nucleotides long. RefSeq lists its product as uncharacterized. Lineage: Eukaryota; Fungi; Chytridiomycota; Chytridiomycetes; Synchytriales; Synchytriaceae. The coding region runs from base 1 to 573 and encodes 190 amino acids. The record is from RefSeq and is a predicted model, not a curated record. The transcript is spliced from 5 exons. Gene Ontology annotation, molecular function: calcium ion binding. Gene Ontology annotation, cellular component: membrane; intracellular membrane-bounded organelle; cytosol.